AUGGAUUACUCGGACGGCAGUGCAGGGGUGAGGAGAGCUGACGCGUCACGACCUGUAUCCAGACGGGGGCAUAGAGAACAUUCUAAUAUAGGGUCGGCGGCUUCAAGAAGCAGCACAAUGAGACCCAAUUCAGCAUUCCGAGUCAACACAGCGUCGCGGAUUUCGACAGCUGGCUUUGGACCAGCUCCACCGACAGCUGGUAGACAAUCUACCGCAAUGACUGGGUUUUCUAUGAUUGACAGGCCUAUAACCCAACAAGGUAUAUCUGGAUUACGUACGGGAACAGCAAGAGGGUUCCGAACCCGACAGCUGCAAGACAAACGUUAUUGGGAAGAACUUAUGCAAGUUAAAGUACGCGAGAUGAAGGCAGAGAUAGCUAGGUUGACUGAGCAAGCUGAAGCUGGUGAGAGAGAAAAGUCCGCGAAAAAACAUUAUGAAAAGAGAGUUAGAGAGCUCGCACAAGAACUAACAGAUUUACAAGGACGUUUAGCAGACUACAAUACUGCUAUUCGCAUCGCCAAUGGUGAGGCUACGAAGCAGUCAGUAGAAGAACAGACCAAAGACCUUGAAGCUAGUAAUUUGAAAAUGCAAGAAGAGGUGGAGCAAGUUUUCAUGGAGAAACAGAGGAAGGAAAAUCAAUUAAGACAACUGAGGGAGCAAAUGGAUAAGGAACAAUCAACAAUAACUAAGCUUCUUGCUGAAAUGACACAAGAGCAAAAAGAUCAAUACAAUGAACUGGAAGCUACAGCCGCUGCGUUGAGAGAGGAGGUGGAACAAGCUAGAACCCAAAUAGAUCAUCUGAAUAGAGAAAAAGAGGAAUUCAACAAAGAAAUUUCUGGAUCUCAGAUUAAAGUUCACCUUCUGGAGCUUCAUCGUCGAUUAGCGGCAAGUGAAGAAAAACGUGAUAACAUUAAAAACGAAAUGAACAAUCGUUUAGAUCCGCAAGAAGAGAGAGAAAAAUUAUUACUGCAGGUUCGUGAAGAUAAUGCUGCCAUUGCAGCUUUAGACAGUAAUGCAGCAAACUUGAAAGAGCAAAUAAAGAAAGUACAGGCGUUAAUAGAGCAGGCUGAACAAGAUCUCGAAGAAGGUAAUUCUGAUCGCCACCAAAAAUAUCGUGAGUUAAAGAAAAGAGAAGAAACAAUUGACGCUUUCAUGUCAACAUACGAGGAAAAUCUCAAAAAGGAGAAAGAUAAAAUAGAGCAAUUAGAAAAAGAUGUUGUUUUUGCUUUAGAGCAUAGCAGUUCUAAUAUAGAUUUGGAUUUGAGUGAAAUAGAUUCGCUGAAACAAAAAGAGGGCUACAUCUCACAGUAUGACGAUAGUAAGAAGUCUAUUGAUACGCUGACUAAGGACUACGAGAGAUUCCAGGGCAAUUUGAAAAAGGCUGAAGCUACAAGAGAGAGAUUGGCAACUGAACUACAAACACUGCCCGAGAAAACUAAGGUCAUGAAAGAAGAACUCGUCACACUUUCUGAUCUAGAAAAGCUUCGAGAAAACGGUGAAGAACAGAAAAAAGUGUUGGAGACUGAGCUACACCAGUUAAGGGAGAAAUUAGCACCGACUGAAAGUGCCGUCAUAGAGGCUAAUAACAAGCUGAAAAAACUACAGACGAGUCUGGAUGGCAACGAGAUGUACGCCAAGUUAAAUGCUCUGGAAGAUCAACUCGCACAAUUAGAGACUCGAAAGACCGUGUUGGAGGAAGACAUAGCGUCUAUCACUAUGAAAGCUGACUACGAACCUUUAAAGAAACAAGCCAUGGACGAACUGGCUUUGUUGAAUAAAAGGAUAAUCGAGGACUUGAAAAAUAUCAAGUCUUAUUAG
This is a messenger RNA of Arctia plantaginis, 1818 nucleotides long. The record is from the annotation of a GenBank genome assembly. Lineage: Eukaryota; Metazoa; Arthropoda; Insecta; Lepidoptera; Erebidae.